AUGGGAUGGCUGAGAAGGUUCCAGUGGAUCGUUCCUGCCCACGGCAAGGUGGAACUGAAGAUCCGCUUCAGCCCCACAGUGCCAGGGCAGUUUGACCAGCUGAUGAACUUUGAGAUCCUGGGCUCAAAGCGCCUGUACCAGUUGCCCUGCAGUGCCACUGCCCUGUACCCCAGCAUCAGCCAGAACCCACGGCUGGUGUUUCCUCGCUGGAGGAAGAGCAAGGAGAAGGAGGACAUCAUCUCCAAGGAAUAUGUCAUGAGCACGAAGCAGUUCCACUUUGGACCGCUGCUUUGUGGCAAGUCAGGAGAGUGGUAUGUGCUCCCUGCUCCCAAGUGAGCAUCCCUGUGUGCUGCCUGUACAGACUGAGAUGUCGGGAGGGGAUCUCCAGGGCCUUGUGCUCUCCUGGACACACUUGCAGACACACUGUCCCAGUGGCACAAUGCAGGGCAGUCCCGGGCAGAGACCUGGCAGACACAUGGGCUUGAGGGAGCACAGAUGUGUGAGUGUGAGCAGAUAACAGGCAAAUGAGCCUUGGAGGAGCUGCUU
Pseudopipra pipra is the source of this 546-nucleotide messenger RNA. Its product is annotated as hydrocephalus-inducing protein homolog. Gene Ontology annotation, cellular component: axoneme. The record is from RefSeq and is a predicted model, not a curated record. The transcript is spliced from 3 exons. Gene Ontology annotation, biological process: axonemal central apparatus assembly; cilium movement. The coding region runs from base 1 to 336 and encodes 111 amino acids. NCBI's taxonomy places the organism in Eukaryota, Metazoa, Chordata, Aves, Passeriformes, Pipridae.